AUGGCGAAGGAGGAAACUGCUGCGUCACUGAAAGAUCGGCCUUCAUCUGCCCACGGCCUUGAAUGUGACAGAAGAAUAGUUCUUGUGGGGAGGACCGGCAGUGGCAAAAGCUCUGCAGCCAACACAUUACUGGGGAGAAAUGCAUUUUGGGUGGAAACUUCGCCCUGUUCGCUCACCUCCAAGUGCACAAAACAAAGCGGACAGCGAGACAAGUGGAGCAUUUCUGUGGUGGACACCCCUGGCUUCUACCACACUAGUAUGUCCCUUCAGGAGGUCAUAGACGAAAUGGGACAAUGCAUUAAACUCUACUCACUUGGACCCCAUGUUUUUAUACUCACUCUUCAGAUUGGCAAAUUCAGUCGAGAAGAGAAGGACUGCUUGGACUGGAUUAAGGCAACUUUUGGAUCCGGUGUUUUGAAGUAUGUUUUAGUUUUGUUCACUCGUGGAGAGCAGCUCAAGGGAAAACCGAUAGAGGAUUAUGUUGCAGACUGCGUUGAGUUGUUAGAGUUUGUCACUAGCUGUCAUGGAGGCUUUCAUGUCUUUGAUAAUAGCAAAACUGAAGGUUCAGAGCAGGCAGUGGCCCUCAUGAAGAAGAUAGACACAUUGGUGGCUGCAAAUGAUGAUGGCUAUUAUACCAGAGAGAUGUUUAAAGAAGCCGAGCGGGCCCUGUCAGAAAUUCAACAGAGAAUGAUGGGUGAAAAUGCAGGUGAGCAGAAGCUGCAAGCAGAGGGAGUUGGAGUAAAGCCGGACGAAGAGGAGGCCAGAAAACGAGCAGAGAGACUUUUCUGGUGUGAGCUGAUGACGGCGAUGGGCAAAGGUGCCGUGGAAGGAGCAGGGAUUGUGGGUAAAAACAAGGGGAAAGGAAAAAUGGUGAAGAAAGUCGCUGCUUUAGCUGCAUCUCCGCUUUCCAUAAGUUCAGCAGCAAAAGCGGUCGAAGGAGCCGUGAGAGAAGGAACCAAAGUCUUGUACAAGCACCGCAAAACCUUCUUGCAUUGA
Knipowitschia caucasica is the source of this 996-nucleotide messenger RNA. The record is from the annotation of a GenBank genome assembly. NCBI's taxonomy places the organism in Eukaryota, Metazoa, Chordata, Actinopteri, Gobiiformes, Gobiidae.